AUGGAUGAACACAAGAAAUUUCUUGCCGAUCGCAUACUGAGCGAGGAGCGCCCAAUUACCUAUCGCGUACUGAGCCGCGCGUUGGACGUCAAUGUCAAUACAGCAAAGGAAAUGCUCUAUGACUUCUACACAUAUCAGAACAAGCUACGUGCCGAUUCCGUUCACGCCACCUACCUCGUCCAUGGAGUCAAGGACGCAGCUCUGCAGCCGGAUGUUGAUGUCGACAUGGGCAGCUCUCAACCAGAGCCUCUAACUGACAAUGUCCCAACCAUGACGAUGACUCUGGUCGCAGAUGACAAGCUUAAAGGGACCCUCGCUCAAUAUAGCAAAGUCACAGCUAUUCACAUUUACAGUUUGGCUCCCAAUCCGCAAAAAGAUUUCAUCUUGCUGGCCGAUGUUUCCAAGUCCAUUUCUGAGUAUUCCACAAACGAGGAUGCUGCCACGUUAUCCAAAAAGUAUGGCGCCAUCUACAACCCACACACCCGACGGAGAGACCGCAAGAAGGGCAUACCGACGCCGGCUCCUAAACCGGCUGCCGUAAAUAAUCCUGAACCAGCCGCAAAACCUGUCGCCAAAUCUGCCGCCGCUCCAACCCCCGUCAAAAAAGAGCCGGCUCCGAGUGCGCCUGUCAAACAAGAGACGCCAUCAUCUAGCGUGUCAAAAGGCGCACCCGCGCCUAAGAAGGCUCUUGGCGGUAUCAUGCAGUCCUUUGCCAAGGCGGCCUCCAAGCCUCCAAAGCCUAAGCCAGCGGUGAAGAAGGAGGAGGAUACAGCCAUGGCCCUGAGCGAUGAUGGCGAGGCUGACGCGGACGACAUGCCUGUUCCGCAGAAGACCGCUGCUGAAACCGAGUCUUUGCGGCAAGCAAAGAGAAAGCGCGAAGAUGAUUUGCGGCGAAUGAUGGAGGAAGACGAUGAAGAAGAGGAGGAAGAUGAAGACAAGGAGCCGGAAGAUGCCGAGAUGGAGGAGCCAGAACCCGAGCCAGAACCAGAACCAAUGAAGGAAGAGAAGAAAGAGCCGGAGGAGGUGGUUUCUACCUCCUCAAAUGGCCGUCGGCGUGGCAAGCGUCGCGUAAUGAAGAAAAAGCGAAUCUUGGAUGACCAAGGAUAUAUGGUUACGAUCCAAGAGGCUGCGUGGGAAUCCUUUUCAGAAGACGAUACACCCGCUCCGGCGAAGAAGGAGACGCCAAGUUCUACGCCCGCCUCUUCGGGUGCCAAGUCCAAGAAAGCGCCGGCCGCCAAAGGCAGCCAGGGAAGCAUCAUGUCCUUUUUCGCAAAGAAGUAG
Molecule: messenger RNA, 1281 nt
Organism: Cordyceps fumosorosea ARSEF 2679
Lineage: Eukaryota; Fungi; Ascomycota; Sordariomycetes; Hypocreales; Cordycipitaceae
Product: DNA polymerase subunit Cdc27
Exons: 5
Coding region: 1-1281 (426 amino acids)
Biological process (GO): nucleotide-excision repair, DNA gap filling; DNA replication; DNA synthesis involved in UV-damage excision repair
Cellular component (GO): nucleus; delta DNA polymerase complex
Molecular function (GO): DNA-directed DNA polymerase activity
Source: RefSeq, a predicted model, not a curated record